AUGUCUCUUUCUGCUUCAUUCAAUCUCAAAAUUAGGCUCCCGUCUAUAUGUUACAAACCUGCAUCAAACCUCAUUCCAGCCUUGCCUUCAAGUUUAUCGAUAACAAAUUCACAGCAGUAUGAAUGCCCAGCUUUUCUGUUUCCCCCGGCAAACCAGAGUGUUGCAGCAAUUGUUUUCGGAGAUGGUUCACAUUCAAGACUCUAUCCAUUGACAAAGCGAAGAGCAGAAGGUGCCAUUCCUAUAUCAGGAAAUUACAGACUAAUUGAUGCAGUUGUCAGCAAUUGCAUCAACAGCAGCAUUACCAAAAUCUACGCUCUUACGCAAUUUAACUCUACUUCUCUAAAUUCUCACCUUUCAAGAGCUUAUGCGGGGGCAUGCCUUGGGAAAGAGGGAUUCGUUGAAGUUAUUGCAGCAUAUCAGAGUCCAGAAGACCAGGACUGGUUUCAGGGAACUGCUGAUGCUAUAAGAAGGUGUUUGUGGGUACUCGAGGAGUAUCCGGUUGUUGAGUUUCUAGUCCUUCCUGGUUACCACCUUUAUAAAAUGGACUACCAGAAAAUUAUAGAGGCCCACCGGAGCAGCAAAGCGGACAUAACUGUCUCAGUAUUGAGUAGUUCAAGAGAAGAAGAUUUAGGAUUUGGAAUUUUCAAAGUAAAUGCUCAAAGCCAAGUUAUCAAUUUUAGAGAGAAUCCCGAGAUGGACUCUUUGAAAUCUAUGUCAGUAAAAAAUUCGGUCAAAUUUGAUGAUUUUCUUCUUCAUAAUUUCCCGAGCAUGGGAAUCUAUGUCUUUAACAAAAAUAUCAUGGGACAGCUCCUGACGGAAUAUUUUCCUUUCGCGAAUGACUUGAAUAGUGAAGUAAUUCCAGGUGCAAUUUCCGUAGGAAUGAAGAUCUGUGCUUAUCGAUUUGAUGGUUAUUGGGAGGACAUUAGAAGCAUAGGAGCAUACUACCGUGCUAACAUGGAAUGCACCAGAAAAGCAAACAAUGCGUACAGCUUCUACGCCAUAGAUUCUCCAGUGUACACUUUACCUCGGAAUCUGCCUCCAACUCUAAUAACCGAUGCUGUUAUUACAGAUUCUGUCAUUGGAGAUGGUUGCAUUCUCAGCAAAUGCACGGUAGAUGGCUCGGUCUUAGGAAUGAGAACAAGAGUUGGUGAGGGAGCCAUCAUCGAGGAUUCAGUCAUUAUGGGUUCCGAUACCUAUCAAACGAACAAUGUCCAGAAUGGUGCCGGGGAAGAGAGAGGCCUCUGCAAUCCUGUUGGAAUAGGAGAAGGUUCACACAUAAGAAAAGCUAUAAUUGACAAGAAUGCAAGGAUUGGCCAAAAUGUUCAGAUCAUAAACAGGGAUAAUGUGCAGGAAGCAAACAAAGAAGAAAGUGGAUAUAUCAUCACAGAAGGGAUAGUUAUAAUAUUAAGAAGUGCAGCGAUUCAAGAUGAGAGCAUCAUCUGA
This is a messenger RNA of Fraxinus pennsylvanica, 1443 nucleotides long. Lineage: Eukaryota; Viridiplantae; Streptophyta; Magnoliopsida; Lamiales; Oleaceae. The record is from the annotation of a GenBank genome assembly.